Messenger RNA from Cornus florida, 1782 nucleotides. Its product is annotated as serine/arginine-rich splicing factor RS31. NCBI's taxonomy places the organism in Eukaryota, Viridiplantae, Streptophyta, Magnoliopsida, Cornales, Cornaceae. Gene Ontology annotation, molecular function: RNA binding. Gene Ontology annotation, biological process: mRNA splicing, via spliceosome. The record is from RefSeq and is a predicted model, not a curated record. Gene Ontology annotation, cellular component: nuclear speck. The coding region runs from base 799 to 1467 and encodes 222 amino acids. The transcript is spliced from 6 exons.
CGCCAAAACCCCUUUUUCCUCUCCGAUUUUUUUCUCGUUCUUUGCUAGGGUUUCUAUCGUCGAAUCGAAGAGCAAGUUGUGAAUGAUGGAUUUUUAGGUGAUCUGAAGGUAUUUUUAGGGAGAGAAUUGUGAAAAUGAGGCCUGUUUUCUGUGGUAACUUCGAGUACGAGACUCGCCAAACGGACUUGGAGCGACUGUUCUCCAAAUAUGGAAGGGUCGAGCGCGUCGACAUGAAAUCUGGAACAUCUACUAAGGGAAACGAGCUUCUAUCUGGCUCGCAACUUCUGUGCCAAAAAUUCUAAUGCAAAGGAAAUAUACCUGCCUGCUUGCUCUCAUUCUACUCACAGAUGGAAUUGUUCUGCAUUUCAUUCACCUGAUCAUUCGUUCAUCUGUCUCUCACUCACCUCACCGUCCAAAGUUGCCAUUUCACAAGAAUAGUCAUGGUGGGAUCUGUCAAAUCAUCAUGCCAUGCCUACUUCCACUGAUCAUAAGGGGAUCAAUUUCUAUCAUGCCAUGACUACCAUAACUGAUCAUAAGCGGAUCAAUGAAUUCUAUCAUGCAAUGCCUUACAUUACUGAACUCGUGCUCAAAUCGCGAAGCAUGCCUUGCAAUGACAACUCAGAUUUGAAACCUUGGAUUUAAACCUUUAAUAUGCCAUCAUCAUGAUUUAGUUCAUCAUGCAAGGCCUCUACAUCCUUAUUUGCAGGUGUCGUAUUUUUACUUGGUUCUUGCCAGGGAACAAAAAUACUGAUUUGGCUGAUAAACUGCCUGCUGCUGAGUGGAUCUGAGACCAGAGUCAUGUUUUACUACUACGUCCUCUUAUUUCGGUUUGUUUCUGCAGGCUUUGCAUUUGUUUAUUUUGAGGAUGAGCGUGAUGCUGAAGAUGCUAUUCGUGGUCUUGACAGUGCACCAUUUGGAUAUGACAGGCGCAGGCUGUCGGUGGAGUGGGCUAGGGGUGAACGUGGCCGGCAUCGUGAAGGUUCUAGAUCAAUGGCAAACCAGAGGCCCACCAAAACUCUGUUUGUGAUAAACUUCGAUCCUAUUAACACAAGGGUUCGUGACAUAGAAAAACACUUUGAGCCUCAUGGGAGGGUUCUUCAUGUCCGAAUUCGGCGAAAUUUUGCAUUUGUGCAGUUUGAAACACAGGAAGAUGCCACAAAAGCUCUUGAACGUACUCACAUGAGCAAGAUUUUGGAUAGGGUAGUAUCAGUUGAAUAUGCUCUAAGAGAUGAUGGUGAGAGGGAAGACAGAUUCGAUAGCCCUAGAAGAGGUUAUGGUAGGCGUGGAGAUAGUCCUUACAGACGGUCACCAAGUCCAGUGCAUCGUAGGGGUCGGCCUAGCCCCGACUAUGGGAGGGCCCACAGUCCAGUCUAUGAUAAAUACAAUGGUCCAGCAUUUGAUAGGGCCAGGAGUCCUGAAUAUGGCAGAUACCGGAGCCGAUCACCUGUGCGAAGGUCAAGAACCUGAGAGAUUAUCAACUUGAAGGGAUCAAUGUGCUUAAUGCUAGUCAAUUUGUGGGGUACUGUGGUUGUGCAUCAGUUUUUGCUUACAUCAUGUAGGGGUUGCACUAGUUUAGUAGUUUUUAUUUGAUGGGUUUGAAAUAUGCAUGGGUUUCUGGUUAUCAUUAGAUAGACACACUUCAGCUGGUUGGUUGCGAGGCUGAAGUGGAUAUGUAGGUUUUCCAGUUCUGUUCAGACUAAUCUAUAUUACUACUAUUGGCAGAUUUAUAUUUUACUCAUGAUUUAAAUUUUACUCAAUAUAUUUUUUUCUUUUGAGCGAGCA